AUGGCCACCAGUCGGCAACGUGGUUACGUUCAACCAUUGUCGGGCGGGGAAGAGCAAGGCGGGCCCAUGUCCCCCUACGCGCAGCCCCGCCGAAUGGCCCCCGGCGGAGGGGGAGGAGGAGGGGACGGUCCCCCCGCGCGCAACCCUGGCCGCGGACGCCGCGUAGCCGGCGGCGGCGGCGCACCUCAGGCGCAAUUCACGCGGAUUAACUCGAUGAUCUACCAGCCGUCUCCACAGCAAGAAGAACAACCGGCAGAGCCCCGUUAUAAGCGCACUAUGUCUAUGGUCGCCCCCGCGCCGAACAACAAAACCCCUCCGCGCGGAGUUAGAGCAGCAGGCGCGGGGGGGCCGCAUGCCGGAGGGCCAGGCAUGGGCGCGGGGAGGGGCGGGCGGGGGAAGCUUCCGCACUCAUCGUUCGUGGGCGGACCGGAAGGCGGAAUGCGCAGGGGGGUGGGCGCGGUUGGCGCGGGGGUGGAAGACCCCCUGGCGGACCAGUUCGGGCGGAGCAUGACGGUCGGAACCAAAGCGCCCACUCCGCGCGGACCUGGUGCGGGGAGAGGCGCUGGCGGAGGCGGCGGAGGGGGGCAGUUUGGCGGCGGAGAGCCGGAGAUCGGACGGUCGUUAACGGCCACUGACGGCCGGCACCGGUCGCCGUUAAGACAGAACCCGCACGCGACGGGGGGAAUGGGCGUCGGGGGGAUGAUUACUCCGCGGAGGACCCAGGCGCAGCAGAUGGUGGCAGGCGGAGGGCGCGGGGGAAUGGGCGGAAUGGGGGGGAUGGGGGGCGCGCCGGGCAGUCCGUACCGCCAACGCGCGGGGAGCGGGUUUUCGCAAGGCGGGUACAUGGAGGGAGGGGGAGAGUACGGCGAAGAAAGCGACGGGAUGUACGGCGAAGAUGGUUACCACCAGAACAUGCAGCGUUCGCGAUCCACCGGCAUGGGGGUGAUGGGUGCAGGCGGGCGCAUGGCCAUGGGGGGAAUGGGCGGCGGAAUGCCCCCGCAUGCGCCUGGGGGAAGGGGAAUGGGCGGAAGCGGGCGCAUGAGCAUGGGGGAAGAGCACUACUACACUUCGGACGCGUCGGAAGGGGGGGCCGGCGGGGGCGCGUAUCCGCGCAGCCGGUCGGUGAAUCCGCGCUUAGAGGGCGCGGGGGACGCGGGGGGAAUGGCGGCGCAGGGGAAGGCGGGGAAGGCGGAGGUGGACCCAUCGGAGCUGCCCAUGCUUCCCCCCCCGGGCAGCCCGCAAGUCGUGCAGGUACGCGCUCUCGCUCACUCACUUUCACUGCCUUUCUCUGCUUUCCACUGCUUUCCCUGGCGUCCUUUGCUCUGCUUUCUCUCCUUUUUCAUUCUUUCUUCCUACCUCGCGCGUGCACACAUGCACAAGAAAUUGCCGGUGCUCUCAGCCAUUGGAAGUCCCAGCCCUCCCUCCAGCCAGGAAGGGCAUACAGGAGUUGUGCUGCGUCUCAACUCAACCCCUUUCCCCUCCCUCGCUUCUCCUCUCUACUCUCCUCUCCCCCCCAAUCACCCCCACCAGUGUCAGCGCUGCUCUCAGCUUCUAGAGGUCCCAGCGGCGCUCCCGCCGGCCAAGAAGGGCAUUCAGAAGCUUCGCUGCGGCAAGUGCAUGCGCGUCUCACCCCGUCUCUCUCUUUUCAUCUCUUCUACUCCCUCCUCUCCUUCCUUUCCUUCCCCUCUCUGCGCUCCUCCUCCUCGUCCUUCCUUCCCUUCCCCUCUGCUUGUGUCUCUUCACCCCCACCAGUGCCAGCGCUGCUCCCAGCUUCUAGAGGUCCCAGCAGCCCUCCCGCCGGCCAAGAAGGGAAUUCAGAAGCUGCGCUGCGGCAAGUGCAUGCGCGUCUCACGCUUCCGAGUCAACCCAGCCGACCCACGCUCUGCUGCCGCCGCUGCUGCUGCUGCCGGCGGGGUUAGCGGUGGGGAAGGGUUUUCGGAUAACCCUGACGUGGCAGAUAGCGGAAAUGAGUAUCAGCAGAAUGAUUACAUGCAGCAGCAGCAGCAGCAGCAGCAGCAGCAGCAACACGCACCUCCCAGGUCUCCUAGGCUGUUGCAAGGGUUACCUGGAGGGGGAGGGUUUGGGAGAGGCAUGGGGGGAGGGAUGGGGGGAGGGGGAGGCGGAGGCGGAGGGGGAGCGCCCCCGCUGUCUCCGCGCAUGCAGCGUCCUGGUGGGGGGUUUGGCGGUCAGCAGAUGCACAAUCCAGGUCAGCAGAUGCACAAUCCAGGUCAGCACGGGCGCACGCCGUCCAACGCGGAUUCGGAGAGCACUGUUGUGAUUCGCCAGGAGUCGGCCGGGCGGCACGCGGCCGGCAGUUUCUACCACCACAUGCGGCCAGAAUCAGAAUCGGAUCUGAGCUCCCCUGUUAGCGGAGCAGAGGGGUAUGGGGGCGGAAGGGGAGGCGGAAGAGGGGGAGGCGGGGGGAGGGGGGGAGGCGUGAGCGGACCAAAACGGAUGAUCUACCAGCGACAGAGCAGCUUCGAAUCGGGAGAUAUGUCUUCUAGUGGAGGCAUGCCGAGCCCUUCCCCUCGCGGGGCGAGGGAGGGGGGUGGGAUGGGGGGAGGAGGGGGCAGUGGGGGGGAGGAGCGGGCAACGUUUUCCCGGAGAGUGAUUGUGAAUGGGGAGCCGAUUCGGGAUGACUAUGUUGCUGUGGUGGAGCAACGGGCAGGAAACAUCCACCCAGGCAAUUACUGGUACGACCAGGUCGCAGGGUUCUGGGGCGAGAUGGGCGGCCCAUGCCUCGGCAUCAUUCCACCGGGGAUUGAGUUUGGGACGCCGAUUCCGGUGGACUGUGCUGGAGGUGCCUCGCGGGUGUAUGUGAACGGGAGGGAGCUGCACAAGAAGGACCUGGAUCGGCUUAUGAAGAGAGGGCUGCCCUCGAAGCCCAACAUGUCGUACCGAGUGGAGAUCAAUGGGAGCGUGUAUGAUGAGGAGACGGGUGACUACCUCCUCAGCCUGGGGAAGCUCGCACCCUCGCUGGAAACAAGGAAGCGCGGUGGCGGCAUGAAGCCCUGUCAUUGCCUCCCGUACGCACCCUCCUUUGGCAUCACCUCUUCCGCGCUUUCCCCCCAAAAUCUCCCUCAGUUCCCAUCCCUUCGCCCCCACAUUCCAUUCUACUCGCUCUCAAAUCCCCCCUUAUCCCUCUCAACCCCACUCGCCCUUAUUUCACCCCCUUCUCCCCCUCAGAUCAGCACGUUUCCCCCCCUUCUCACCCUUAUUUUAUCCCCUUUGCCCUCUCAUUUCGGAUUCUGCUCCCACGCAAGGUUGGCCCCCUUCUCGCUUCGAUUCCCCCUUCUCCCUCCUAUCCCUCCCUUCUCCCCCUCAUGUAGCUACAUGAGGCCAUCUCAUCACCCCCUCUCCGCCACCUCAUUUCUAACUCUCAUUUCCUCCCGGCUCUCUCUCUCAUUACCCCCCGCUUGCCCCAUCUCAUUCCGCCUCUUGCUCUCUCUCAGCCCCCCUCCCCUCACCAUCAUUUUCGUUUCUCCCUUGCUCCCACUCAUUACCCCUCUUCUCCCCCACAUGUCCCCCCCUUCUCCCUCUCAUUCCCCCCCUCUUCGCCCUCUCAUUACCUACCUCCCCACCCCCCCCCCUUGCUUCCCUCAUUUUCCCCCCUUCUCCCUCUCUUUCACCCCCCUGAUCCCCUUCAUACAGCCCCAUGCUCCUUCUCACUUCCCCCAAUUCUCCCACUCAUUUUCUCCCCUUCUCCACCACAUGUCCCCCACUUCUCCGGGAAAUUUCCCCCCCUGCUCCUUUCAUUACCCAUUUCGGCUCCCCCUCAUUUCCCCCUGUCUCCCCCCCGUUUCUCCCCCUUCUCCCACUCAUUUCAACCCCUUCACCGACUCAAGUUCCCCCCUCCCAACUCUCAGAUCCCCCUUUUCUCCCUCUCAACCCCCCCCCCCCCCCCCCACCCCCCCCCCCUCUUCUCUAUAUCGUUUCCCUGCUUCUCCCCCUCAUUUACGGGCCAACACGGCUAGGCCGUGGUCUAUCACGAGUGAGCUGCAUACUUCCCCUUCCCUGCCAAUCCAUCCCCCCGUCACUGCCCUUCCCCGACUGCCAUGCCGUUUCCCUACUGCCCUUCCCUUCCCUGUUAUUGCCUUCCCUCCCUCCCCAUUUCGGCUUCACAUCAUCCCUCCCUUCCAGGGUGCGGACGGCGAUACGGCCGAGAAGGCAGUGCAAGGCUGCCUGGAAAAGUACGCUGGAAAGUUUCAGGGGGGGAAGGAUCGCAUGGCCGGCCGACCUGAUGCCCUCGUGGGAGGACAGCCAGCUGCUAUCAGGGGUUUGGUAUAUGCCUUCCCGAUAGAUCAUUGGAGCGAUGAGGAGACUCUACGACGCGACACCACCGUUUUCCGUCAGGGUGGGGCCCGUCGGGGUGCAGCGUAUGCUGAGCUAAAGCAAAAAGCGGGAGAGGCCAACAGCACUGCUGCCACGCCUACGGUGCGCGAUGUGAGCGAGGAGGAAGAGGAGCAGCAUGACGUGGUGAUUGAAAUAGAUGAUGAAGUUCCGGUACAAGUUGGAGAUGUCCAAGUGGAGAUCGAUCUUGAGAUGGGAGGAGGGAGUGGGCAGCCCACUGCCACAUCUGGCAAAGAGGACGGACACACACACGAAGUGUAA
Messenger RNA from Closterium sp. Naga37s-1, 4611 nucleotides. NCBI's taxonomy places the organism in Eukaryota, Viridiplantae, Streptophyta, Zygnematophyceae, Desmidiales, Closteriaceae. The record is from the annotation of a GenBank genome assembly.